Messenger RNA from Oryza brachyantha (malo sina), 936 nucleotides. Its product is annotated as zinc finger protein ZAT8-like. NCBI's taxonomy places the organism in Eukaryota, Viridiplantae, Streptophyta, Magnoliopsida, Poales, Poaceae. The coding region runs from base 153 to 686 and encodes 177 amino acids. The record is from RefSeq and is a predicted model, not a curated record. The transcript has a single exon.
GAAUGGCAUUAGAACAUUCGAUAGUCUGCGAUCUGAUUAACACUUUUAACGUGUUGAUUAAGAUUCGGCACACCAAAGUACGUAUAUAAUCUUUUUAAGCUCAGAUAUAUAUUUAUAUAGUUUAGUGUAGUCGUUGACGUCGCCGGCGAUCGAUGGAGGUCGCCACCAGUAGUACGUCGACGCGAUCUUCUCCGGUGAAGCUAAUGCUGCUGCUGACACUGUCUCCGGCGAGCAAGGUAAUCUCCAAGGGCAGCGGAAGCUGCAGGCGGGUGCAGCUCGGCGGCGAGUUCCAGUGCCGGACAUGCGGCCGGCGGUUCUCCACGUUCCAGGCCCUCGGCGGCCACCGGACCAGCCACAAACGGCCGCGGGUGCGCGCCGACGGCCUGGAGCUCCUCCUCGGCGCACGUCCCGGUAAGGCCGGCGGUGGUGGCAGGGCCUCGUCGCCGGUAGUGCACCGGUGCGACAUGUGCGGCAAGGUGUUUUCCACCGGCCAGGCGCUCGGCGGGCACAUGCGCCGCCACCGCCCGCUGGUGGCCGCCGGUAGUCGUAGCGCCGUGUCCACGACGUGGAUGGGAAUGGGAACGGGAACGACGGCGGCGGCGACAAUGUCCGGCUCGUCGUCGGAAGAGCGUGAUGACGAUGACGACGACGACGCGCACGAUUAUAAUUUGAUCCACUUUUUGUGAGUGGCUAUAUAUAUAAUCGAUCAUUAAAUAUGAAUAAAACCAGCUGUAAUUGAUGUCAAUAAAUUUGAUAAAAUAUGGAGUGGUUUAAUUUUCUACGUAUGCAAACACAUCUGUUGCAAACAUGCAUACGCAUGCUUGAUGAUUCUAUGGAUAUACUUAGACGUCACGGGAUCUUUUUUCAUGCAUUUUGUAAUGUUUAGUUAUAUGUAUUUUUCCAAUGAUUAAUACACGUCAUUUAAUUGUGUUCGUU